This is a messenger RNA of Fulvia fulva, 1404 nucleotides long. RefSeq lists its product as uncharacterized. The transcript is spliced from 2 exons. Gene Ontology annotation, cellular component: plasma membrane; SNARE complex. Gene Ontology annotation, biological process: exocytosis; vesicle fusion. Gene Ontology annotation, molecular function: syntaxin binding; SNAP receptor activity. The record is from RefSeq and is a predicted model, not a curated record. The coding region runs from base 1 to 1404 and encodes 467 amino acids. Lineage: Eukaryota; Fungi; Ascomycota; Dothideomycetes; Mycosphaerellales; Mycosphaerellaceae.
AUGGCACCGUGGAGCAGGAAGGACAAAGAGAAAGACGGCGACCUCGACAGCCAGAAGAAGUCGCUCUUUGGAAGUCGCUCGAAGAAAUCAGGGUCUCCAGCACCCGCUGCCUCCAAUCCAUACGCCGUGCCACCGCCUGCGAAUGACCCAUAUGCUAAGAGUAAUGCGAACCCGUAUGCCAGCCAGGCACAGCAGGAUGACCCAUACAUGCGGAGUCAAAGCAGCCUCACACAACCUCCCACAAGCUCAUUCGGCAGUCUGAGCCUGAACGACAGCAAAGACAUCAAGUCGCAGCCCCCAGGCUACUCCCCUGGCAACGGUCCGGCACCAAGCCGCUACGAGAAGAGCCCGGUACCGCAAGGCGGAUAUGGGGGAUCACAGCCACCUCCCAGAUACCAGAAUAACGGCAACUCGUACGGCCAAGCUGGAGGGUAUGGCAGCGACCCUUACGGCACCGGCAGCUCGGGCUCGAGACAUGGUGCGGGUGGCUAUGGAGGCCUGGGCAGGUCGAACAGCAACGAGACAAUGAGCACGGACGCUGGCAGAAAUGCUCUCUUUGGUGAUGCUGCGACGAGACGGGCGAACCAACCGGCCCGGGACAUUCAGGGACAGCAGCAAAGUGGUGGUGCGAGUUACAGUAACACUGGUGGUUAUGACUCAACGGAAAUGCCAGGAGGCUACGGUGCAGGUCCACCACGAGAGCUGACGGCCGAAGAACAAGAAGAGGAAGAUGUCAUGGCCGCGAAGCAAGAAAUCCGCUUCAUCAAGCAGCAGGAUGUCUCUUCCACUCGUAACGCUCGUCGCAUUGCCGAGCAAGCUGAGCAGACAGGACGUGAAACACUGGCACGACUGGGAGCACAAGGCGAGCGCAUCCAUAACACGGAGCGAAACCUCGACAUGGCUUCCAACCAGAACCGUCUUGCCGAGGAGAAGGCUCGCGAGCUCAAGACCCUGAACAGAUCCAUGUUCGCGGUGCAUGUUGCCAACCCUUUCACAGCCAACAAGCGCGAACAGGCAGCUAACGCCAUCGCGUUGGAAAAACACCAAGCAGAGCGCAGGCAGGCCGACGCCACCAGAGCUAAUGCAUACUCGAGCACAGCCCGACAACAGCAACAAUCACGAGACAUCAACGGCAACGUCGUACGCCAGAACAAUAGCAAGAGUUUGGCGGACCGCGCCAAGUACCAGUUCGAGGCCGACAGCGAAGACGAUGAGAUGGAGAACGAGAUUGACGACAACUUGGACGCCAUCCACCGUGGUGCUCGAACGCUCAAUGCUCUUGGUAAGGCCAUGGGCGAUGAAAUCGACAGCCAGAACAAGCACAUUGACCGCAUCAUCGGCAAAACCGAUAAGGUCGACGACCAGAUCGCUGUGAACAGAGCUAGACUUGACAGGAUCAAAUAG